Messenger RNA from Peromyscus californicus insignis, 1505 nucleotides. It is a transcript of the gene Nts, whose product is annotated as neurotensin. The transcript is spliced from 4 exons. Bases 177 to 689 code for a protein of 170 amino acids. Gene Ontology annotation, cellular component: extracellular region; axon terminus. Gene Ontology annotation, molecular function: neuropeptide hormone activity. NCBI's taxonomy places the organism in Eukaryota, Metazoa, Chordata, Mammalia, Rodentia, Cricetidae. The record is from RefSeq and is a predicted model, not a curated record.
GCACAUCCUGUACACUCAUGACAUCAUCCUCCUGCUCAUAUAUAUAUAUGGGGAAUGGCCAGAGCAUCUUUCAUAGUUCACUCACUUUCAAAGCCAGCUGAAGGCAAGAGAGAGCACCAGAGAGCUCCUUCAGUGUCUUUCUGACUGUCUGCACCUGCUUGUCAGAAGGCUGAAAGAUGAUGGCAGGAAUGAACAUCCAGCUGGUGUGCCUGAUGCUUCUGGCUUUCAGCUCCUGGAGCCUGUGCUCAGACUCAGAAGAGGACAUGAGAGCAUUAGAGGCAGACUUAUUGACAAACAUACACGCAUCAAAGAUCAGUAAAGCAAGUCCUCCCUCUUGGAAAAUGACCUUGCUAAAUGUGUGCAGCUUUAUAAAUAACCUGAACAGCCCAGCAGAGGAAGCAGGAGAAACGCAUGAAGAUGAUCUCGUUGGAAAAAGGAAACUUCCCCUUGUUCUAGAUGGCUUUAGCUUGGAAGCAAUGCUGACCGUAUUCCAGCUCCAGAAAAUUUGCCACAGCAGGGCUUUUCAACACUGGGAGAUAAUCCAGGAAGAUAUUCUUGAUAAUGGCAACAGCAAAGAUGAGAAGGAGGAAGUGAUAAAGAGAAAAAUCCCUUACAUUCUGAAAAGGCAGCUGUAUGAGAAUAAACCUAGAAGGCCCUACAUACUCAAGAGGGGAACCUACUAUUACUGAGAAGCUGGUUCUUGACCCGUGAUUGGGAUUGAUCACCUUUUAUCUAGAUAUAUAAUCAUAUGCUUAUCUAGAUAUAUAAUUACAUGUGUGUGUAAAUGUGAUAUAACUUGAUUAUUUCAUCUCUUCCACUAUUGUGGUGUAUUGGAUGUUAUUUUUCUGCAUUCAUGGAAAUUGAACUAAAUGUUUUCAAAUAAAUGUAGAUCUUGAGCAUGAUCCUGUGUUCUGUAUAAUUGGAACAGAUGAUAAUCAUAUCACAUUGAAUGUUCUGUAAUUUUGCAAAAUAUAUUAUGGGAUGUCUGAACAGUCAUCACAUUUGGCAUUUUAUAGGAAAUCUAUAAAAGAUGAUAACAAAGUUGAGCACACAUCAGUAACCCAAAGCAAAACAAUGGCACCAGUUUGUCAUUUGAUUGCUUUAUUUUUUUUUUUUUUUUUUUUUUUUUUUUUUUUGGUUUUUCGAGACAGGGUUUCUCUGUGUAGCUUUGCGCCUUUCCUGGAACUCACUUGGUAGUCCAGGCUGGCCUCGAACUCACAGAGAUCCGCCUGGCUCUGCCUCCCGAGUGCUGGGAUUAAAGGCGUGCGCCACCACCGCCCGGCUGAUUGCUUUAUUUUUAAUUGAAAGAAAUAUACACUGCUUUGCAAAAACCACUGACUCAUCUCUCAGUACAAAAGAAAGUUACUGUCCUGUAAAGGCCCAUCUGAAAGAAUUGUUAAUUAAAUGUUGUUAUUUAUGCUUAUCUCAGUGUAUCUUUAAGUGAAUAUUUUGCCUGUCAAAUGAAGUUGAUAGUUAAUAAAAUUCAACAAGUCAUCAGAAUUUAA